Messenger RNA from Scomber japonicus (chub mackerel), 2293 nucleotides. RefSeq lists its product as uncharacterized. The transcript is spliced from 12 exons. Gene Ontology annotation, molecular function: oxidoreductase activity, acting on paired donors, with incorporation or reduction of molecular oxygen, reduced ascorbate as one donor, and incorporation of one atom of oxygen. NCBI's taxonomy places the organism in Eukaryota, Metazoa, Chordata, Actinopteri, Scombriformes, Scombridae. The record is from RefSeq and is a predicted model, not a curated record. Bases 151 to 2190 code for a protein of 679 amino acids.
CUUGGGGUGCAGAUUAGGAAGUGUGUAACCGCAUUUAGUCGUAAAGCUUAACAGUGUCUCCAGCUCUGAAUGAACACAAACUGAGUUAAUAUCAAUGCACGGACUUUGCUUUUCGUGGUGAGUUCACGGUCACUCGCCGUCUGCCGGAAAAUGGCACUGCUGCGUUCAAAGUCUUCGCUGCUGUGGUUCCUUAUUGUUGUUGUGACGGCUCAUGUGAGUGAAGCAGCGGAGACACCCAAGAAGAAGACUACACUGAGUCAAGAUGAGGUGGUCUGGGUGUCUGAAGAUGACACCUUCAGCUUCCGGUCAAAGAAAACCUCCAGUAAGAAGAAUGUCGCUGCAUUGCCAGAGCCUGGAGACCUUGCAGCUGCCUUCAGGGUCCCGACUCUUGAUGGGGAGUUUAUCUACCAACCCGGUGCUGUGAAGGGAUCUCUGGUCAUUCACGCCUUCACCAACAAGUCUGGGUUUCUGGAGUGCAUGUGGAGCUCGGAGUCGUCCCUGUCCAGUUUAGUUGAGGAGCUGCCAGACAGUACUCAGGUGCUCUUUGUGUCUCUGGACGACUCUGCAGUCAGUGAUGCUCUCUGGAUGAGGGAGCAGCUGCAGAGGGCUGCCAUGCACAGUAAGAAGGAGGUUCUGUCCAGGCUGCACUUCUCUCCCGUGCCGGUCUUCUCUCUGGGUAACUGGAUCCCCAGUAUGCUCUACUACUGGGGCUGCGCGGGACACAACUGUGGCCUCUCCCAGGCUGUCUUCACCUCAGAGGGAUGGAAGAUGCCCGUGAUCAUCAAGAGACUCGAUGCCAGAUACGAUUGGCUGAUGGGGCGAUGGACUCAGGGGUCGUAUCAGCUGAUCGAUGCAGGAAAUGGGUGUGAGCCGUCCCCCUCGGUGGCGGGUGCUGUGGCCUGGGUGUCUGAGGGCAACUGCUCUUCCUUCACUAAGGUGCAGAACAUGGCCAAAUCCAACGCCUCCGGUGUCCUCGUCUACGCCCUCCCCGGUAACCCGAUCCAGGAUAUGAACUGCGUCGGGGGGGAGUGUUACCACCAGCUGAACAUCCCCGCCGCCAUGGUGCACCUGGAGGCUUCGGUCGCCCAGGCGCUCCGCUUUGGGCAGCUGGUGAACGUCUCCUUCCAGAUCACCCCGUCCCCGAGCUUCUUCAUCGGUAUCGACCAGCAGGGGGCGCUGGCAGAGAUGGGAUGGUUCCUGUACCCCUCGUUCAGCUUCAUUAACUGGCAGGCUCAGUGGUUUGAUUUCUACGGAGAACUCUGGACCAAACUUCAUAAUCCUGCCAAAGUUGUUUCUGUCUUUGAUAAAGUUCAGAUGCAGGGGGACAAAGGAGCGGUGGCUACUGUCGACCUGCCGUUAGGCGUGGAGGACUUUAACUCCCUGGAGCUGGACGCGUCCCUGUCGUGUCCCAGCAGGAGAGACUGGUCCUGCGCUCCGUGGGAUCACACGGUGCAGCUGUUCGUCUGCUGCGAUCAUCUCAGUCCGUACUGCAACAUGGAGCUGGGACGAUGGAUCACCGCCUUCCGCAGAGGUAUCGGGCGCUGGCUGACAGAUGUGUCCCCUCUCCUCCCCCUGCUGGACGGCAACAAAUGCACCUUCACCAUGAAGACGGUGCCUUGGGCGAAGCCGUGGAUCGUCUCCCUCAACCUCAGAUUCAGUCUCAGCAAUCAGACGGGUAACCACGGCGACGACAAGCUCCACCCCUUCAGAGUGACGACACUGUACAGCGGAGGAACCUUCGACAAAAACUACAACAAGCAUUACCAGCCAAUCAAGUUCUCCAUCCCGGCAUCAACCAAAAAGGUGGAGCUCUACGCCGUCAUCACGGGCCACGGCAGCGACGAGUACGGCUGCGGGGAGUUUUGUGUCACCUCGCACCACUUCCUGUUCAACUCGGUUCAUAACAACACGCUCAUAUUUGAUACUGCAGGGACGGCUCUGGGCUGUGCCAUGCGGGUAAAAGAGGGCGCGGUGCCAAACGAACACGGCACGUGGCUGUAUGGACGAGGAGGCUGGUGUGAUGGACUGCAGGUCAACCCCUGGAGGGUCGACAUCACCAAACAGUUGGACUUGAGCGGGUUUGACUCCAACACCGUCGUCUACUUCGGCUUGUUCGACGGUCAGGAUCCUAAUCCAUCUCAGCAGCCCGGAAACAUCAUCAUGUCUUCUUUUCUUGUCUUUUACAAAUGAAGUCUCUCUCUGUGAUGUGAAUGCUUAAUGAAGGAAUGAAUGCAUGAAUUCAUGAUACACACUGAAUGUGCAAUCAAAUCAAGAGAUUAAAUGUAUAUUUUCC